Pelobates fuscus (common spadefoot toad) is the source of this 3101-nucleotide messenger RNA. RefSeq names its product retinol dehydrogenase 8 (gene RDH8). The transcript has 6 exons. Gene Ontology annotation, cellular component: cytoplasm; cytosol. NCBI's taxonomy places the organism in Eukaryota, Metazoa, Chordata, Amphibia, Anura, Pelobatidae. Gene Ontology annotation, molecular function: all-trans-retinol dehydrogenase (NAD+) activity; estradiol 17-beta-dehydrogenase [NAD(P)+] activity. The record is from RefSeq and is a predicted model, not a curated record. The coding region runs from base 7 to 957 and encodes 316 amino acids. Gene Ontology annotation, biological process: estrogen biosynthetic process; retinol metabolic process.
GGAACAAUGGCCAGUGACAGCAAGAAGACAGUCCUUAUAACUGGGUGCUCAUCGGGCAUCGGGCUAAAGAUUGCCGUACAGCUGGCGCAUGAUCCCCAAGAGCGCUAUCAUGUCAUUGCCACCAUGAGGGACCUACGAAAAAGUGGAAAGCUGGAAGCAGAAUCAGGACAUUCCUUAAAUAAGACAUUAGAGAUCAGACAGCUGGAUGUGACUCAGGAAGACUCUGUGAAGAAAUGUUUGGAUGGACUUCCUGAUCGGAAAGUUGACAUUCUGGUGAACAAUGCUGGUGUUGGGCAAAUUGGUCCAAUUGAAAGUUUUUCAAUGGAAGACAUGAGAAAGGUGUUUGAAACAAACUUUUUUGGAGUCGUGAAUCUUGUUAAGGAGGUCCUUCCUGGAAUGAAGAAGCGUGGGAGUGGCCAUAUUGUUGUGAUCAGUAGUGUCAUGGGACUUCAAGGUAUUAUAUUUAAUGAUAUUUAUGCUGCAUCAAAAUUUGCCAUUGAAGGUUUUUGCGAAAGUUUGGCAGUCCAGCUACUGAAGUUUAAUAUAUUCAUCUCCUUGAUAGAACCAGGACCUGUUAACACAGAGUUUGAGAUGAAGCUGAUGGAAGAAGUGUCUCGUUCAGACUUCCCUGGGGCCGACCCUGAAACCAUACGUUAUUUUAAAGAUAUUUACCUACCUUCCGCUCAUGAGAUCUUUGUCACCUUGGGACAGACGCCAGAUGCAGUGGCAAAGGCCACUGUGAAAGUGAUUGGAAUGAAUCAGCCAGUUUUCCGUCACCAAACCAACAUUCUCUACACCCCCUUAACUGCUCUAAAAUAUGCAGACAACACAGGAAACCUCUCAGUCAGGACCUUCUAUAACCUUCUCUUCAACUAUGGCUCCAUGUUCCACUUUAGCCUGAACUUUCUCAGAUGUAUAACCUGUAAUUGCUUUCGCAGGAGAGUUAUGCCUGUCUGAACUUGCUUGGUUACCUGACUAUAUCAGUCUACAAAUGUGUAGCCUUAAGGUCUACAACAGCAUUAUUUUAACUAACAGCCUGGAUAGGUCUUUAAAGGAAUUUAAUUUAUGAAAAAUAAAAUAUAUAUUAUUUGUAUUAAAUCUUUUAUUUAAUAAGGUCCCCAGUCUAUUUCUGAAUGAUAUCUGACCCUCACUGUUUGUUUUUUAUAAUUACAAUAUAUAGUAAUCUAGUUUGAAAACAGACUAAAAAGUCCAUCAAGUUUAACCUUUAAAAUCCAUUCCUGUAUGCUGUUGAUCCAAAACCCCAAUUGUAGUGAUUUCCAACUACAAAAAGGGAAAAUAAUUUCUUAUUAACUCCAUAAAUGGCAAUCAGAUUACUCAUUGGAUCAACAAGCAAGAUUGCACAGUCAAGGUGGGGCCUUACCACAGUUUUAUAAAGAGGCAAAAUUAUAUUUUGCUUGUGUGAAUCAAUAACCCUCCAUAUACAUGAUAGCACCUUACUAGCUUUUGCAAUGGUAGACCAGCAUUGGAUACAGUUGCCUAGUUUAUCUCUAGUUGUUCCAAAGUCCUUUUUAUUUGAUCUUAUCAGUAUCUCAACCCCAUUUAAAGCAUAAGUGGAUUGUGGCAUUUUUAUGCCAAAUGCAUAACUUUGCUUUUUUCUGUGUUGAAUCUCAUUUGUCACUUGCCUGUCCACUCCCUGAAUUUACCAAAUCACUAUUUAUAGAGUUUAUAUCAUGCUCAACCUGUAUUUUCUUACCUAGCACCUAGCAAGCACUGACAUAACUUUAAAUGCCCAUUUUAAGAUCAUUUAUAACCACUUUUGUACAAUUUGAAAAUGUUCAAUUUACAACUACUUUCUGUAAUUUAUCUUUAAACCAGUGUUGUGUCCAAAAACAUAAUUUUCAUCUAAGCUAACUGAUUUCACCCAGACCACUUCAUUUUACUGGGUGCAGGCUCACAGGCUUUACGCUCACAGGUCGGGAGAUUCCUGGUUGAACUUUUGAAUAUCUUUAUAUAUAUAAGCACCACAUCUGUUUUCUCUAUAAGACAUGGUUAAUGUAAAUAUAUGUAUUUUUUUGGUUUGUUUGGUAUUAUAAAGGUCAUUUGUUCCUAUCUUCCAUAGAAGACUAGAAUGAUAAGUGCUUUACAAAUUGGGAAAAAAUGCAAUGAGUGCAAAUUAUGCAAGAAAGAAAUUGUAAAAAUGUCUGUACUAGUCUGUUAGAGUACUUGUGUGUUGUAAGUUUGUGUACAUUCCUGAUAUGGAUUAUGUCGAUAUGCACUAAAUGUGAAAAUAGGAAACAUGAAGCUACAUAAGUUAUGUUAGAUUUGUAUAUGCAGUUAUUAUUUUUUUUUUUAAUAAUGAAUAGUUUUACUUCAUAAGCCCUCCCUUUCACCCCAUCUCUCACAACCUGCAGUGUUUCCUGUUUUGUUCCACAAAAACGGUUUAUACAAUGUCAUAACUUUGGUUUCUGGGAGCUCUGGUUCCGUUUUUCAUUUUCAACUCAACCAUUGAACUACAAAUAUUAUUACUAAAACAUUAUUAUUAUUAUUAUUGCCUCUUAUAUAGCGCCAACAGAUUCCGUAGCGCUUUACAAUAUUAUGAGAGGGGAAUUUAACUAUAAAUAGGACAAUUUCAAAAAACGUACGGGAACAAUGGGUUGAAGAGGACCCUGCUCAAUCGAGCUUACAUUCUAUAGGACAUUUAUUAUUUUUGUAUUGCUAUUACGAUGGCAUAUCACUUUAUAAUUGCUUGAUAUGUGGGCACUUUAUAUUGUUUAGAUUAGAUUCAAUGAAAUGUAUUUUUUUUAGGUUAUUUUCUUUGAGAUUCAGAGAGAGGGAAAGAGUCAACUCCUUUUGAUUAAGUACCUAAUUGUUCAGUGAGAUAACAGAUGGGGUUAAUCCCAUACAGGUUUUGCGGUUUGCACUCAAGUGUAACUCUUCACCGUGAUUGGGUUAUUUAAUUAUUGAUAACCUAUAUGUAGCUUUGUAUAAAAACUCCCUGACACCCUUAUGGUGAGCCCGUGCAGCACUGCAUAGGGGAUAAACUCAGGAGUGACAUAGAAAGUCACUUCCUGGUUUGGUUACAGAUUGCUGCAAAAUAUGCAAAACAAUGCAGCAAGUGUAGGAAAUUAAUAAAGCUUAAA